AUGGCGGCACUUGUCAAGGCGGCGAACGCCAAGAUCAGAUCCAACCCCAUGCUGAGCUACGUUUGCUCGACUCACUUCUGGGGUCCCGUAUCCAACUUUGGCAUUCCUGUGGCCGCUGUCCUGGACACGCAGAAGAGCCCUGACCUCAUCUCGGGACAGAUGACGGGUGCUCUGUGCGUCUACUCUCUGACCUUUAUGCGCUACUCCCUCGCCGUAACACCCCAGAACUACCUCCUCUUCGCAUGCCACUUUGUCAACGAGUGCGCCCAGCUCACGCAAGGGUACCGAUACCUGUCAUACCACAACUGGGGAGGCAAAGAGAAGCUGCAACUUGAAAAGGGCGUCGAGGCGGCCAAGGCAAAGGUCGAAAAGGUCGGCGACAGCGUCAAGAGCGCCGUCAGCAAGUAA
This is a messenger RNA of Hirsutella rhossiliensis, 408 nucleotides long. RefSeq names its product UPF0041 domain-containing protein. The transcript has 3 exons. The record is from RefSeq and is a predicted model, not a curated record. Gene Ontology annotation, cellular component: mitochondrial inner membrane. The coding region runs from base 1 to 408 and encodes 135 amino acids. Gene Ontology annotation, biological process: pyruvate import into mitochondria. Lineage: Eukaryota; Fungi; Ascomycota; Sordariomycetes; Hypocreales; Ophiocordycipitaceae.